Molecule: messenger RNA, 849 nt
Organism: Exophiala spinifera
Lineage: Eukaryota; Fungi; Ascomycota; Eurotiomycetes; Chaetothyriales; Herpotrichiellaceae
Exons: 3
Coding region: 1-849 (282 amino acids)
Source: RefSeq, a predicted model, not a curated record
AUGGCGCGGUUGCUGGGGUUGAUCGUGCUCUUUCUGCCGUUUUUUGCUCUAUCUUGUGUUGCGAAAGCUGGUUGGGUUGAUCGCGCAGUCUAUCGCAAGGAUGAAAGCACCCAAGACCACCCUCAUCGAUCCUGGCAAGACUGGACCACAGCUCAGGUGUCUACGUCGACCUCAUCGACCUCAUCCACUGAUGGCUCAACCUCGUCUGGUAUCCAGUCUUCCGACAGUUCAACUGCGUCUUCUGAUUCCAGGCAAACCUCAGCAGGCACAUGGUCUUCUAAUCUUUCUUCCACUUCCUCACCGACUUCUGGUUCAUUGACUUCGUCCUCAUCCUCAUUCUCGGACACGGGAGGCAGUGCCUCAGCCUCAUCAUCGUCCGCUUCGGUUUCGACGACCACAACAUCUACACAAGAGACAUCUGGAUCAAGCGAAGGUAGCUCUAAUUUGAGUCCCUCAACGUCGUCUAGCAGCCCUAUGAGUCAGGGCGACACUUUCAGUACGUCUUCGACAAGUUCGGGCGAAUCAAGCCAGAAUCAGGCAUCUACUUCGACUUCUAGUUCGACUGUUCAGGAUAACUCCAACGCACAAACUACAAGUUCGAGACAACUCAAGUACGCAAAGCUUGACUUCAAGUACAGAACAGUCCGGUCAGAAUCAGGCGACGUCUUCGACCUCUCAGGACAACUCAAAUACACAAAGCUCAAGUCCGAGUACAGAACAGUCGGGUCAGAGUCAGACAUCAACUUCGACCUCUACUUCGACUUCCCAGGACAACUCAAAUACACAAAGCUCGACCUCGAGCGCGGACCUGUCGGGCUCAUCAUCAAGCACAAGUGGAACUUCGUCUAG